AUGUUCCAGGGAUGCGGCCCCAAGUCUCCGGAGAUCCCACACCAGAGCACACACAGGGACAAGUUCUACAAGUUCAGCGCCUCGGCCGGGCAGGGGCGCACGCACUCACCCGCUCACUCACCCAGACUUUCCCAAAUACGCGGUCACACACAUCCUACCCCGGGUUAUCUGGCCACGCUCACCGAGGAGACAAAGUACAAGCCGACUCACCCGUGCGCUGACACUGCCCAGUUGCGCGCGUACACACCGGCUCCGAAACUCGCCCCACUCAGAGAACCCCAGCCGCCCCGCGCGCUCUCCUUGCCUGGGGCCGAGUGGGGAGUCGCGCGGGUCUGCCCCGCCGCGUCCCCAGGCCGCUCCCUGUCCUCUGUCCUCUCCAGGCCGUCCGCCCCUCACCUCCGUGCUGCGCCCAGGGUGUCGCCGCCGCCGCUCCCGGGUGCCCGCGCUGGCGUCCGCGUCCCGCCGCCGCCACAGGGACCCAUGUGCUUUGGAGGCCCCGCGGCCCCCGCCCCCCCUCGCCCCCCACCUCCGCGGCCCGGCCAGGCCGGGGGCGGGGCAGACUCUGCACAGACCCUGGCACCGCCCGCCGCCCGCCCCGCGCUGCCUCCGGCAGACACCCCGCCACCAGCUCAGGGACUCCGCCCGCGCGGCGAUGCGGCCUCUGGGCCCGCGCGUCCCAGCGCGGCGCUGCGCGGGGAGGAGCCGGCGGGGAUGGUCCCACAGCCUGGCCGGAUGGAGGUCGCCCGCCUCCCUCACACGAGAUCGGGAGCGGUUGAGGAGAGGUUUUCAGACAUGCUAAUGUUUUCCAAGUGAUUUGGAUGGUUGUGGUGGUUUGGAGCUGUGUGUA
Molecule: messenger RNA, 847 nt
Organism: Choloepus didactylus (southern two-toed sloth)
Lineage: Eukaryota; Metazoa; Chordata; Mammalia; Pilosa; Megalonychidae
Product: formin-like protein 5
Exons: 2
Coding region: 1-813 (270 amino acids)
Source: RefSeq, a predicted model, not a curated record